AUACUUUGUGGACCUAGAAAAAAGGGGGGAAAAUAAGGAAUGCCAGUAACGAGCAGUAAGGAGGAUCUUGCUGUGGCAACAGUUAUCGAUAGAGAUUUCGACGAACACCUUUGAACUGGUUUUUGCCCGGUGCCGAGCUAUCGUGCCAGUCAACUCGCAGCGUGGCCGUAAGCGUCUUUAUUUUUGAUAUGCAGUAUUGAUUGACAUUUGCUUUGCUUGGAUGAUGGUAUCAUGUCAUUUUUAGUCGCGUUCGCGUUAUGCAGUAGCAUCAGAAAUCUUUUAUGGCUGUCGUUCCGUCUUUUGGUUGAAUCGGGCGAUCAUUUCAGUCUGUUAAAGCUUCAGGAUUCUAUACUAACCCUGCCGAUGUUAUAUGUAGAUGUGACUAGGGCCUCGAAGUCAUUCUUUCUCUUCAACGGCUUGUUGAGGGUUUACCGGCUCUUCAAAUCUCAUUGUCUCAAAGCUAUUUUUCCCAUUUUCACGAAUAAAAGCAUGGACCCUUUUAAGAAACGUGCAUUCAUAUGGUAAGGCUGCAAAGGCAUGUUGGCUUUGUUCGUCG
Messenger RNA from Radiomyces spectabilis, 556 nucleotides. RefSeq lists its product as uncharacterized. The record is from RefSeq and is a predicted model, not a curated record. The transcript has a single exon. The coding region runs from base 232 to 525 and encodes 97 amino acids. Lineage: Eukaryota; Fungi; Mucoromycota; Mucoromycetes; Mucorales; Radiomycetaceae.